GUGAAAUAUGGUGUAUUUCGGAGAGCAUAUCACCGAAUGAAAAGGUGUUGCAUGAGGGGGCAGGAUAUUUCAAAAAUGAGUAGCUCAGGUGCACGAAUCUCUAGAGCACCCCAAAAUAUACACUGAACGGUAUUGACAGGUGGUCGAUAGCUCCGAGUCCGAGUUACUCCGAGCACAAAGCGGCUCAUAUUUUAUGUCUGUUCGACAUGCCAAAAACCGAAAUACGAAAUUAUAAUUUGUUGAUACAGUCUCAUUUAGCCCAAUUGCCUCAAGAAGACUCUGGAAACUGUGCGGUAAUCACAGAUUAAAUUAAUGUAGAAGUUUCGUAUGGAUCUUUAAAAACAGAUGUUUCCAUAAUGUUACUCAUCACCAUUCACGCCAUUUUGACAACUGAAUGGUUGUGUGUUGUGUUGACGUUACACGUCACUCCUCCCUCUUCCGAAAAAAAAGCUUGAAAAUCGUUCAUGUGGUAUUCGGACACUGAAAAACGUAAAAAAUGUAUAAAACUGUACUUCUUCUGCUAUGUGGGGCCCUAAUAACAGCUACAGAGAACGUAAAUAAGCAGUUAGUAUUGAAAAAUGUGGACCGAUCAAUAGAUUUGACCACCCAAUUAGUCAAAGUAUCAGCGACUAUAACCAUAGAAAACACCGGCAAGGAGGCAACUCGCACUUUUCUCCUGGUAAAUGAACCAAAUACCCCAGAAGAAAGGGUAUCUUAUAUAGGAGCCAAAGAAUCAAACAAGUAUGAACUCAAAGUUUCUAAAGCAAAGUUAGAUGAUUACCCUGACAAGUCAGCUUACAGUGUUCGAUUGAACCAGCCCCUUGAGUCAGGUCGCACAGUCACAGUGACACUGGAGCAGAUACUGACCAGAAGCCUGCACCCUUAUCCUACCAGCAUAACACAGAAAGAGAAGCAGUUGGUGAGAUAUUUUGGUAACCAUUACUUUUACACUCCUUACGCUGUGAUUAAACAGAAAACUGAUGUAAUGCUAAGCUCAAGAACAAUAGAAAGCUACACAAAACUGAAGCCUGUAUCUCAAAGCGAUAGCACAAUAUCAUAUGGACCUUACAACAACAUUGAGCCUCUUACAGAUGACCAGAUGAUUGUGCAUUUUGAAAACAACUCGCCUUUCUUAACUGUCACAAGGUUGGAACGUUCAAUUGAAAUUUCACAUUGGGGCAACAUUGCAGUUGAGGAGAACAUUGAGAUAAGGCAUACAGGGGCUUUGUUAAAGGGGCCAUUUUCAAGAUAUGACUAUCAACGAGAUACUGCAACCACACAUCACAGUGUUAAGGCAUACAGGACAAUUUUGCCUGCAGCAGCACAUAGUAUUUAUUACAGAGACAGUAAUGGCAAUAUCUCAACAUCAGCAGUGAAGCCUUUCAAGGACUGGAUCCAGUUAGAACUAAGGCCAAGAUUCCCUCUUUUUGGGGGUUGGAAGACGUCUUACACUUUAGGUUACAGUGUUCCCAGCUACCAAUAUCUUUUCAAGAAACCAUCUGGAGAAUAUGUCCUAGUGAUGAGACUUCUGGAUCAUGUUUUUGAUGACAUGCAUGUCGAAGAGUUGAUUACAUCUGUCAUCUUGCCCGUGGGAGUUUCGAAUAUCAAAGUGGUACCUCCUUAUGAAGUUGAACGAUUAGAGGAUGAAGUUACUUACAAGUAUUUGGAUAACCUUGGAAGGAAAGUUAUUAGAUUGAGGAAGACAAACUUGGUGGAACAGCAUAUUCAAGAUUUAGAAAUUUCAUAUAAUUGGCAACAGGCUAUGUUGUUGCAUGAACCUAUUCUAAUAGCGCUUGCAUUGUUUUUGAUGUUCAUUCUUGCUAUUAUUUAUGUAAGGUUAGAUUUUUCAUUGAGUAAGCCUGAACAUAGCAAAAAAGAGUAAAUAUUUACUUAGUUGUAACAGUAUGUAUUAAAAAAUGAAAAUAAAGUUUUGUAUAAAUG
Molecule: messenger RNA, 1941 nt
Organism: Acanthoscelides obtectus
Lineage: Eukaryota; Metazoa; Arthropoda; Insecta; Coleoptera; Chrysomelidae
Source: the annotation of a GenBank genome assembly